AUGGUCUUAACCGACCGGAAUUUUAACACAUCAUUCUUUGAAGCUGCUGGAGGUGGUGAUCCAAUACUUUACCAACAUCUUUUCUCAAGACUAGUAUUUGAAGAUUAUUAUAUAUUCAAUACAUUAUUUAUAUUUCCUACUUCUAACCAAUCAAUCUUUAAAAGAUAUAUAUCUAAAUUUAAUUCUAAUUUAAACAAUAAGUUUGAUUUUUCUGCAUUUUAUAAGAAAUACAAUACUCAUUUGCCAAAUAAUAAAAUUCCUUCAGAAAACUUUUUAACAUGAUUAGUAGGUUUCACUGAAGGAGAAGGUUCUUUUAUAGUAAACAAUAGAGGAGAUUUGGCAUUUGUUAUUACACAAGCUACAAUAGAUAAACAAGUUUUAGAAUUUAUACAAGAAAUUCUGGGAUUUGGGAAAGUUAUUCGUCAAUCGGCUAUAACUAGUAGAUAUGUAACACAAAAUAAGAAAGAAAUAGAUAUUCUAGUUAGUUUAUUCAAUGGUAAUCUUGUUUUACCUAAAAGACAAGAAAUAUUUGAUCUUUUCGUUAAAGGGUUUAAUAAAUGAGUUACUAAAGGUAGAAUACUAUUAGAACCUGUAGUAAUUAAUAAUAGACCCAUUCUACCUACUUUAAACGAUGCAUGGUUUGCAGGAUUUACUGACGGAGAAGGUUGUUUUACUUGUUCAAUUGGUGAAAAAAGAGGAUUUAGUUUCAACUUUAAUAUUUCUCAAAAGUGAGAAAUAAAUCUAAUAGUAUUAGAGCAUUUCGGUGUAUUAUUUAAAAAUGGGAUUGUUUCUAGACAUUCAGAAGAGAAUGCUUAUGAAUUUAGAUUAGGUGGAGUAAACAAUUGUAAAAAUGUCUUCUCUUAUUUUGAUAAAUAUACAUUAUAUACUAAAAAGUCUUUAUCCUAUAAAUUAUGAAAAGAUAUUCAUAAUGAUCUUGUCAAUAAAGAUCAUCUAGAUGAGUCAAAAAGACGAGAAAUGAUUGAAAGAACUAAGAUGAUAAAUAAAUCAAAUAAUACAAAAUCAAACUACUAG
This is a messenger RNA of Sclerotinia sclerotiorum 1980 UF-70, 1032 nucleotides long. Lineage: Eukaryota; Fungi; Ascomycota; Leotiomycetes; Helotiales; Sclerotiniaceae. The record is from the annotation of a RefSeq genome assembly.